AAUUGUAAAUUGGACUACUUUAGUAGGGUUUGUGGUAGUGUGUCACAGUCACUAAUUAUAUAAAUAGAAAAGUGUUGGUGUGAGGCGAAUUGUUUAUUCGCUGUCCCCCAAAUCGUGACAUUUAAUCACUUGCUAGCUAUGACGGCGACGAAGAUACAAGACGCUGUUUCCGAUGACCUCAACUACGAAACCUGGGCUCCGAUCGUGAAAGCUACACUAACGGAGAAAGGACUUUGGGAUGUCGUCGAAAACAGAAUCCCGCCAGAUCCAACGAAGAAUCCAGAGCUAGCGGCGAAGAUUCAACCGGAAGAGCUUUCGAAAUGGAGAGAUCUCGCCGUGAAAGACAUGAGAGCGCUCCAGAUCUUGCAAUCUUCACUCACAGACUCAGUUUUCAAGAAGACUCUCUCGGCUUCGUCGGCCAAAGAUGUUUGGGAUCUGCUCGAUAAAGUUGUCAUACCGCGGUGCUUUCUUCCGUAUCCUCCUGCGUUUCGAGUUGAUAUUGAAGCGAUACGUGCAGUGGGUCCGUAUAUUUGGCCAAGCGCUUUACAGAGGAAAGGAGGUUGUCCUAGAAAACAACAAGCUCCUCGACCGACAGCUAACACGAUGGGGAGACUUAACUUGGAUGUUCCCAAUGUGUCGGCUCGCUAUCGUCAAGCAUCCAGUCCGCCUGCACCUUCUCCACCUCCUCGUCUUGAGGUCCAACCCGAGACUCGUCCUUCUGGGUUUGACUCGUCGCGAAGAUCUCCUCCAGCUUCACGCGAUUCGCGUGUGGCUGAGAUUCGAGCUGGCAAAAGGCCGGUGCCGUGCUCAUCUCCCCUCCCACCGAAUCUCCUAGCUCUUCCCGCAGGAGCUGAUUCCCAAGGGGAAAAGCCUGCGGGUGACUCCAGCCGUCGGAAGGAGCACUCCUCGCAGAAGAGGACAGAUCGAUGUCUAGAUCGAUCGGAUCCGUCGAAGCGGUAGAGGACCGCGGAUUAUUG
Messenger RNA from Camelina sativa (false flax), 977 nucleotides. RefSeq lists its product as uncharacterized. The record is from RefSeq and is a predicted model, not a curated record. Lineage: Eukaryota; Viridiplantae; Streptophyta; Magnoliopsida; Brassicales; Brassicaceae.